AUGGCAUGGCUUAUUUGUUUCUGUGUAUUUGCUGCAGCAAUCAUAGUGGCCAUUUAUCUGAGGAAAAUCCAUAGCUUUCUGGUAGAUGAGAGAGCUCCUCCAAACCUUCCAUCUCUCCCAAUCAUUGGGAGUCUUCUGAGCCUAAGGAGUGACAGCGCACCGCAUAUUUUCUUUCAGCAACUGCAAAAGAAAUAUGGAGAUAUUUAUUCGCUUAUGAUGGGCUCUCAUAAAGUUAUCAUCGUCAACAGCUAUCACCAUGCAAAAGACGUCCUGCUUAAAAAAGGGAAAAUAUUUGCAGGAAGACCACGCACUGUUACUACAGACAUUUUAACACGAGAUGGGAAAGACAUAGCAUUUGCUGACUAUAGUGCUACAUGGAAGUUUCAUCGAAAAAUUGUGCACGGAGCCCUGUGCAUGUUUGGAGAGGGAACUGCAUCUAUCGAGAAAAUAAUUUGCAGAGAGGCGAGCUCUAUGUGUGAAAUCCUCACUACCCUGCAGAACUCUGCAGUAGACUUAUCCCCAGAGCUGACCCGUGCUGUUACAAACGUAGUAUGUACCCUCUGCUUUAGCUCCUCAUAUAAACGUGGAGAUCCUGAGUUUGAAGCUAUGCUCCAGUACAGCCAAGGAAUUGUGGACACAGUUGCCAAGGAUAGUUUGGUAGAUAUCUUUCCUUGGCUCCAGCUCUUUCCAAACGAAGACCUCAGAAUUCUAAGGCGUUGUGUCUCCAUUAGAGACAAACUCCUUCAGAAGAAAUAUGAUGAACACAAGGAGGAAUUUAGUGAUAACAUCCAGCGAGAUCUGUUGGAUGCCCUACUGCGUGCCAAACACAGCUCUGAGAAUAACAACACCAGCACCCAGGAUGUCAGUCUUUCUGAUGAUCAUCUACUUAUGACUGUCGGGGAUAUUUUUGGUGCUGGUGUGGAGACUACAACCACUGUACUGAAGUGGUCCAUUCUUUAUCUUGUUCAUCAUCCACAGGUUCAAAUAAAGAUUCAAGAGGAGUUGGACACUAAGAUUGGGAAGGACAGACACCCCCAGAUUAAUGACCGAGGAAAUCUUCCCUACUUGGAAGCCACAAUCAGAGAGGUGCUUAGAAUCCAGCCAGUCUCGCCACUUCUCAUCCCUCACGUCGCGCUCUCAGAUGCAAAUAUAGGAGAAUACACUGUACAGAAAGGGACAAGAGUCAUCAUCAAUCUGUGGUCUUUGCACCAUGAUGAAAAAGAGUGGAAAAACCCAGAACUCUUUAAACCAGAACGUUUCCUGAAUGAGGAAGGCAACAGUCUGUCCUGCCCAUCACUCAGUUAUCUACCAUUUGGUGCUGGAGUGCGUGUGUGUCUUGGUGAGGCUCUGGCCAAAUUGGAGCUAUUCCUCUUCAUGUCAUGGAUUCUGCAAAGGUUCACUCUGGAGGUGCCCGCUGGUCAGCCUCUGCCUGAGCUAAAGGGAAAAUUCGGAGUUGUUCUUCAACCCCAGAGGUAUAAAGUCAUUGCAAGGCUCAGGACAGGCUGGGAAAAGCAGCUACAGAAACAAGAGUCAGGCUAAGAUGUACAUUUUUCUUUUUUAUACUCAUACGCUAGUAGUAGUAAAAAAAAAAAAAUAAAAAAAAGAACAGAAGAGUUUUUUUUUUUCUUUAUUCUUAACCAUUGUGUUGAGUUUGCUACAUAGCAGUGGAUGUACUGUAUGGGUUGCUUUGACUUUGGGCAACAGAGACAGAAAAUAACAUUAAAAAUGUCCAGCUGUGGAACAGUAAAAACUCCACUUCUUGUGCCUGGAGUCGCUCCUAAAAGCAGGCGUGUGUAAUCAUGUACAAGUGCAAAUAAGACAUGGCAUAAUGUACAUAAUAAUAACCAAAUUUGACAAUUUAACCUCCAAUUGUUUAAUUUUUUUUCUUCAGAAAGUUGGUGUGAUUUAUGUGUCAUGUGUAUUGUUUUAUUCUUGGACAAUAUGACCAGGAAAUAAUACAUUUGCAAUACAUGCAAAAAUGAUCCUUUUCCAUGUUCAAUAGAGAAACAUGAUCAACUAUAUAACGUGAGCCAAUAUCGUGGUGU
This is a messenger RNA of Tachysurus vachellii, 2045 nucleotides long. RefSeq names its product steroid 17-alpha-hydroxylase/17,20 lyase (gene cyp17a1). Bases 1 to 1539 code for a protein of 512 amino acids. Gene Ontology annotation, biological process: progesterone metabolic process; hormone biosynthetic process. NCBI's taxonomy places the organism in Eukaryota, Metazoa, Chordata, Actinopteri, Siluriformes, Bagridae. The transcript is spliced from 8 exons. The record is from RefSeq and is a predicted model, not a curated record. Gene Ontology annotation, molecular function: steroid 17-alpha-monooxygenase activity; heme binding; iron ion binding.